AUGGCAGUCGUCUAAAAUUAUCGCUUCGUGUGUCCCUGGCUCUUUCGCUGGAAGAGUGUAGGAGGAAAUAAAUACCUUUCGUUCUUGUUCAGUUUGCACUGUGCAGUGUGCUUCCGAGUUCCGACCCACAUGGUAGAGAAAUGUGUGCGAUCGUCGUCACGCUGUGUGCGUUUUUCACGGUGUUACUGCUCGUGGGGGCAUCCGAAGAUGACAUUAAGCCGUCGGCCAGCAACAAGGUCGUAAAAAUCGUUGCGUUGUUCAACGAGAACGAUGAUUCCGCCCAUCAACUGGCGUAUAACGUGAGCGCAAAAAUCGUUAACAUUAUGGACACUGUUUUGCCUAAAAACAAAAUCGUCCCAAGAUCUGAGUACGUCGUGAACGACAUGUAUAACGUGACACGUGUUGUAUGUGAAUCGUUGAAGCUUGGAAUCGCAGCGUUUAUUGACGGAACAGAUGACGAAGACAUUGCAAAUGUGAUCAGAUCUAUUAGCACCCGUACACAAAUACCAUUCAUCGAAACGCAUUGGAAAACAUUCCACCGACCCCCUGAUCCUUACGCCAUCAAUAUUUAUCCCGAUCCGUCUCUCUUGGCCGAGGCUAUAAGAGAUAUAAUACUGGACAUGGAUUGGGAGUCUUUCACUGCUAUCUACGAAAGUCCAGAAAGUUUGAUUAGACUGAAAUCCCUGUUAAUGCAUUUCGAUUACGGACACAAGGGUCCGGGCAAAUCUAUUAAAAUUAUUCAAAUUCCACCUACAGACGAUUUUCGGCCGUUGUUCAAAGAAUUAAAGUUGUCCGGUGAAAAACACCUUAUAUUGGAUUAUAAAGUAGAACACAUUAUGCGCAUACUGGGACAAGCGGAGGAAGUGCACUUUAUGGGAGAUUACCAGAGCUUCGUUAUCACCAAUUUAGACGCGCACACUUUAAGUUUCAACGAGUUCCAUAAAUCAAUGGCCAACAUAACAUUGAUCCGGUUAAUCGACCCAGAAAGUCAGCAUGUCAAAAACGCAGUUGAGGAAAUCAUAUUCAACGAACAGAAAAGCGGACGGAUUAGUGUUUUAUCUCCGAAUACGAUUAAAACAAAAACCGCGUUGAUGUACGACGCGGUGAACUUUUUCGCAACGUCGCUCCAUGGUUUGGUGGCAACACAAACAAUGGGGCCCACGAGAAUCGCUUGCGAUGAAAUAAAACCGUGGGUGCACGGAUACAGUCUAAUCAACUACAUGCGAGUGAUGGAGUUAGACGGACUGACCGGAAAAAUGAGAUUCAAUUCAGAGACAGGUAACAGGAAUUACUUUAAAGUAGACGUGGUCCGUGUGCAAGAGAGUAAGAAGCAUCGUUUGGGAUCUUGGGAUCCGGUGGAGAGAAUAACGCUGACGAGAUCGGCGUCCGAAAUCUACUCAGAAUUUGCCCAGUCGAUUACGAACAAGACGUUUAUUGUCGUCGGAAAAUUAGUUCAACCAUAUCUGAUGAGAUGCAACGCCACUGAAAAGGGAAUGGACAAAGACGAAGAAUGUUUCGAAGGAUUUGCGUACGACUUGGUCGAGGAAAUGGCCAAAUACAAUGGAUUUAAAUUCAAGUUUACCACCAACCAAGAUUACGGAAUUAUGAAUCACAAGACUGGCAAGUGGAGUGGUAUGAUUGGAGAGUUACAGUCCAUGCGAGCGGAUUUAGCUAUCUGUGACCUCACGAUCACUUUUGACCGGCGGAACGCGGUGGACUUCACGACACCGUUCAUGACGCUGGGCAUAAGCAUACUUUACGCUAAACCUGAGAAGAAGAAACCACAGCUGUUCUGGUUCCUGAACCCGCUGUCAUUCAGCGUCUGGAUGUACACAGCGACCGCAUAUCUGGGUGUGUCUUUGUUCUUGUUCAUGUUGGCCAGAAUGACACCGUUCGAAUGGGAACUCCCACACCCGGUCAAGCCCGGAGACGACACCAUGGAGAAUUCGAUGACGCUGCUCAACUGCCUGUGGUUUUCCAUCGGUUCCGUGCUGUGUGCCGGAUGCGAAGUCUUACCCAAAAUCACACCCAACGAAUGGCACGAUCCACAGCCGUGGAAAGACGGUAACAACGAGCUUGAGACUAGGCUUAAUGUGGCUAAUCUGAUAUGGUUCAGUUGCGGCACCAUGUUGCAACAGGGUUCCGAUGUAUCACCUCAGGCGGUGUCCACGCGUUUAGUGGCAGGGAUGUGGUGGUUUUUCGCGCUGAUCAUGACCUCGUCGUAUACUGCCAAUUUGACAGCGUCCAUUACCAGCGGACGCCUGGACACGCCAAUCAAAAACGUCGAUGACUUGUCGAAAGACUCGAACAUCGAGUACGGCUGUUUCGAGGAUGGAUCGACCGCCAGUUUUUUUCAGAAAUCGAACUUGAGUUUGUACCAGAGGAUGUGGAGCGUGAUGGAAGCGUCUAACCCGACUGUGUUCACGAAGAGCAAUCAGGAGGGCGUUGACCGAGUACUCAAGGGUAAAGGCCGAUAUGCGUUUCUCAUGGAAUCUUCGAGCAUCGAGUACCAGACAGAACGUAACUGCAACCUGAUGGAAAUCGGCAACACCCUCGACUCCAAAGGGUACGGCAUAGCAAUGCCGAUGAAUUCUCCGUAUCGUACUCUGAUCAGUGAAUCGGUGUUGAGAUUACAAGAGUCUGGAUUCAUGCGAGAGCUCAAAGACAAAUGGUGGAAAGUCCAAGGAGACAAUAAAUGCGAGGAAGAAGAUGAAAGCGACGAACUCGGCUUUACGAAAAUUGGUGGCGUUUUCGUGGUACUGGUUCUCGGGUGUUUAAUUGCGUUUAUGUUUUCCAUAUUGGAGUUUUUGUGGAAUAUCCGGAAAGUGGCUAUCGAAGAAGAGAUAACACCAAAAGAAGCGUUGAUUUUAGAAUGGAAAUUCGCAAUGAAGUGUGACGGAGGAGUCAAGCCACUAAGGCGGCGGCAUCAUAUCGAUACCGAAACUAACAACUCUGAUACAAGCUAGAGAUGACUACGAACGACCGACGACGUUUAGUAUACUUGUUGGUAAACUAUUUUUUUUUCCGCCCCGUCCGUGAUAACGA
Myzus persicae (green peach aphid) is the source of this 3045-nucleotide messenger RNA. Its product is annotated as glutamate receptor ionotropic, kainate 3-like. The record is from RefSeq and is a predicted model, not a curated record. Gene Ontology annotation, molecular function: transmitter-gated monoatomic ion channel activity involved in regulation of postsynaptic membrane potential; glutamate-gated receptor activity. Gene Ontology annotation, cellular component: plasma membrane; postsynaptic membrane. The coding region runs from base 141 to 2966 and encodes 941 amino acids. Gene Ontology annotation, biological process: modulation of chemical synaptic transmission; monoatomic ion transport; synaptic transmission, glutamatergic. NCBI's taxonomy places the organism in Eukaryota, Metazoa, Arthropoda, Insecta, Hemiptera, Aphididae. The transcript has 17 exons.